AUGAGUGAUUCGCUUGGCAGCGCAGCGCCAUCCGGCGCCAAAGAUGCCGUGCUAGUCCAGUCGGAAGCGAUGCCCGAGGGCACGCAGCAGGUCGAGGACUUUGACUUCAACAAGUUCACUGGGCCAGUCACAGCCGAGGACCUACUCAAAGGCAUGUCACACAUGGGAUUCCAGGCCUCUUCGAUAGGAGAAGCACGGGAGUGGAAAGACCCAGAGACGGGCGAUGGGACAACCAUUUUUCUCGGGUACACAUCCAACAUGAUCUCCUCCGGCCUUCGAGGUAUCUUCCGGUGGCUUGUCGAGCACGAGCACGUCUCCGCCAUUGUGACGACGGCGGGCGGCAUUGAGGAGGACUUCAUCAAGUGUUUGGGCGAUACAUACCUCGCGUCCUUCAGCGCUGUGGGCUCCGAACUCCGCAAGAAGGGGCUGAACCGGAUAGGCAACCUCGUGGUGCCCAACGCAAACUACUGCGCGUUUGAGGACUGGGUGGUGCCGAUCCUGGACAAGAUGCUCGAGGAGCAAGAGGCCAGCAAGGGAAUGGACGACGAGAUCAACUGGACCCCAUCUAAGGUGAUCCACAGACUCGGUAAGGAGAUCAACGACGAGCGAUCGGUGUACUACUGGGCGUACAAGAACGACAUCCCCGUCUUCUGUCCCGCCCUGACGGACGGCAGUCUAGGCGACAUGCUAUAUUUCCACACGUUCAAGUCCUCGCCCCAGCAGCUCAAGAUCGACAUCGUGGAGGACAUUCGCAAGAUCAACACCAUCUCUGUGCGUGCCAAGCGGGCGGGCAUGAUUAUCCUGGGCGGCGGCGUGGUGAAGCACCACAUUGCCAAUGCGUGUCUCAUGCGCAAUGGAGCCGAGUCGGCCGUGUACAUCAACACGGGUCAGGAGUUUGAUGGAAGUGAUGCGGGGGCGAGACCCGAUGAGGCCGUCUCGUGGGGCAAGAUCAAAAUCGGUGCGGACAAUGUCAAGGUGAGCUAG
Molecule: messenger RNA, 984 nt
Organism: Emericellopsis cladophorae
Lineage: Eukaryota; Fungi; Ascomycota; Sordariomycetes; Hypocreales; Bionectriaceae
Product: Deoxyhypusine synthase-like protein
Exons: 2
Coding region: 1-984 (327 amino acids)
Biological process (GO): peptidyl-hypusine biosynthetic process
Cellular component (GO): cytoplasm
Molecular function (GO): deoxyhypusine synthase activity
Source: RefSeq, a predicted model, not a curated record